This is a messenger RNA of Belonocnema kinseyi, 1371 nucleotides long. RefSeq lists its product as uncharacterized. NCBI's taxonomy places the organism in Eukaryota, Metazoa, Arthropoda, Insecta, Hymenoptera, Cynipidae. The transcript has 2 exons. The record is from RefSeq and is a predicted model, not a curated record. The coding region runs from base 23 to 1246 and encodes 407 amino acids. Gene Ontology annotation, cellular component: extrinsic component of mitochondrial inner membrane.
AGUAACAUGCAACCGUUGCCGGAUGAUUUUUUACUGCGGAAAUAAACAUCGCGAUGAGCAUCAAAUCCAUCACCGGGAUCUUUGCAAGGUGAUUUUGAGCAUGUUGAAUGAAAUGGGGGCUCCAAAUCUUUUCGAUAAAUUGAAGACUGCUGAUCCAGAUUUGUGGCUAAAAACUAGGAUCGAUCUGAUGAAAAAAGCGAAAUCGAAAAUUGGGAGACAGUUUCAGGAAUAUGAGGAGCAGAUGUUCCUUUUCCCGAAAACCUGCGUCGUAUGCCAUGACAGCGACCUGAGCGUACUGAGGAAUUGCGAAUGUGGGGUAAAUCUUUGCAAAAUUCACAAGGAUGAUUCGAAACACAAAGAACUCUGCGGCGUCUUGAAAUUGGCUUUCAAACUAACUGUCAGCGGCCAACUACCGACUUUGAAUACCAUACAAACAAGUUUAGAUAUCAGCGAAAGAUCAAGUCUGCCGCCUUCAAUGCAGGACUUCCUGGAUUUGCAUCUAAUAUUUAGGGAAGAAACUCCAGAGCAAAACGAAAAUUUCCAGGGCAUGGUCACAUCGAACUUUUUUAGCGGACCCUUGACUCUUCUUUAUGCUAUCGAGAAAUUAAAUUAUAAAGUCAACUCUUCCAUGGUGAUUCAUAUAAUUGGAGCCGGUAAUCAGGAUGUUGCGGCUGAGGGUUGUUGGAAAACCUUUUUACUACGGUUGACACGUCUGACCAACUUAAAAAUAGUUUUCAUAGGACCGAAUGUUUCGAAUUGCCUAGAAACUGCAGUCCACACCUUCGAUUACUAUCCGCUCGCAAUCAAAACUUUGAAAGUUCAAUUUCAUAGUCAACGAUAUGACGAAUAUUUCAAGAGCGAAUCCUUCAUAAACCCGGACAUCAUUCUGGGUUGCAAUCUAGAUUUCCACGAAAGCGAAUUAGGAAUUUCUGAGUGCACCUGGAAAGAUACAAUUUUGACUUUAAAAAAAGUCUGUGUUCCUUUUGUUUUAACGGCAGGGACCAAAGAACGAGCUGAGAAGGAUCACAAGAGGUUCUGCAAACUUUUGGGAAUGUCUGUUCAUUACAAGUUUUGCGAAGUUAAUCCCUAUGCCGCAUUAAGUCCUGAGAGGGAUUUUGAAACUGAAGGUGUGCGAUAUUCUAACAAGUACGUCAUUAUUUAUGAUGGAAAGUAUAAAGAAUCGGCGACAUUGAAGAAAGGAGAAAAAAAGAAAUUGGAAGGGAAGUCUUCGAUUGUGAAAGUCUAAACUGAAAGAGAAGUUUUCAAACUGUCAAAUUACUAAUGAUUAUAAGGAUACUUACAGGGUUACAUUUUGUAGACGUUUUUGUGAGGACAGUGACGUACUAUUGAAGAUUGUAUGUUUUAUCUAAC